Molecule: messenger RNA, 1401 nt
Organism: Serpula lacrymans var. lacrymans S7.9
Lineage: Eukaryota; Fungi; Basidiomycota; Agaricomycetes; Boletales; Serpulaceae
Exons: 10
Coding region: 1-1401 (466 amino acids)
Cellular component (GO): Set1C/COMPASS complex
Molecular function (GO): protein binding
Source: RefSeq, a predicted model, not a curated record
AUGAACGGAUCUCUGAUCAACCCAUUCACGAUAACCCAUCCCACUGCCGUCCAGACAUCCCUGCAAGCUGGCGCCUCCUUCGCCAAGUUCGAUCCCUCUGGAAAAUAUGUUGUCGCAGCCGGCAAGGGCGAUGGCUCAGCGGCAGUCUGGGAUCUGAGCACGCGUGCUGCUGUGCGCUGGCUGGAGGGACACGUCAAGAGUGUCACCAGCGUCGACUGGUCGCGCAACUCACGGUAUGUCCUGACGUCCUCUAAAGACUGGAACAUCAGCGUGUGGGACCUCGCCUCCGACUUGGACUCUCCCCAGCGGCGCGACGUUAUCCGUUUUGACGCGCCCGUUCAAUCUGCGUCUUUUCAUCCUCGAAACUGCCGCAUACUCCUCGUCCUUCUGGCCACGGGCGAAGCCUACAUCGUCGACCAGCGCAAAAAAUACAGAGGGCGUGUGGAGCUGCUGGAGGUAUUCGACGAUAGUGAUGACGAGGCCCAGAUGGGAAGAGCACGAUCUGCGAUGACAGUGGCUCAGUUUGAACCGUCCGGGAAGCACGCAUUCAUCGGUACCUCGUCUGGUUCUAUACUCGUGUUCAACGCCAGGACCAAAACUAUGGUAGCGCGCCAUAAAAUCACGGGCGCAGGUGCUAUGAAAGGGCUUGAUUUCACCAAAAAUGGACGCCGCUUUGUAACAAAUUCUUCAGACCGAACUAUCCGUCAAUUCCAAAUGCCCACCUACCCACCUCCCAAUGCCGAACGAGAAUUUAUCGAACAAGAGCUUGAUCCCACGCAUCGGUUCAAUGACCCCAUCAAUAAAAUAGCAUGGCACGCUGUAUCCUACAGCCCGGAUGGAGAAUGGCUUUCUGGUGGCGCGGCGGAUCCUGCGGCUCACAAGAUUUACAUAUGGGAUAUCUCGAAUGACGGACAAUUUGCAAGUGCGUUGGAUGGAGGGAGGGAACCUCUUGUACACGUACACUGGCAUCCGCGCAAAUCAUCCAUCGCAUCGACUACGAACCAAGGCAACAUACUGAUCUGGCACUGUCCCACCCCAGAGCGGUGGGGCGCUUUCGCGGGGGGUUUCGAAGAGGUGGAUGAGAAUGUUGUGUAUGAGGAGAAGGAGGACGAAUUUGAUAUCGUGAGUGGACUGACACCUUUUGUUUCCUGGGUAUUUGCGUUGGAAUGCGUUGGAGGAACUGGCGAGGAAGACGAAAGUGAGCUCGCGAUGCGGAAGAAGAAGCAAGAAGACGAAGAGGUGGAUGUAAUGGGUGGUGUGAUGGAGGAGGAAGAUGCGAACGUGAUAUCGAUGGACGUGGACGACGAGGACGUGGAGUGGGCGGACGACGAGCCGGAUGACGAUUUGAAGGGGUGGAAGAUGCCGAUUGUGAUGGAGGAUGAAUUUGAGGAUGGGCUUUGA